Molecule: messenger RNA, 1116 nt
Organism: Trypanosoma cruzi
Lineage: Eukaryota; Euglenozoa; Kinetoplastea; Trypanosomatida; Trypanosomatidae
Exons: 1
Coding region: 1-1116 (371 amino acids)
Source: RefSeq, a predicted model, not a curated record
AUGGAGCGAAUGGAGGGCUGCAUCGGUGCCGUGUUUGUUACCAUUCAGCUCAGUGGCGGUCCGAUUGACGUUCUGGAUUUUUUUUAUCGCGCCUGGAACGCGGAGUUGUUACGCAACGUCGCUGCAGAAACUACAGGGUGCCUUUUGCGCUUUCCAUUGCUGCGCGUGAAUGGCAUCGUUUGCAGCGGUGUCGUGGCCUCUGUCCUUACAGGCGGUAUGGUGCGUGUUGUUUCCAGUGGUUCUAUCGAGGCAGCCUUGGCGAUUGCAGACUUUGUUUACACGUACGUUAUUAGGCGGCUUCCUGCGCUACCAAGGAGAACCGGCACGAAAAGCAUUACGUCGCUUCAGGUUGUUCUGUCCCCCACUCCACCACUGCCAAGGGGGAUGAAUUUGGAUACGUCCGAGAGCACGGCGGAAUGGCUGCGUGAGCACAUAGCUUCAUUCACCGCUGCUUCCAAGAACGGUGGGGCUGAUGAUGAAUCACGCCAAAGUCAGUGGUGGCAUUGUCUCACAGAAAGUUCAGUGGCAUGCCGACAGUACCGGCACACGCUUCGCAUUGUGUGUCACUUCAGACAGCCUCCUCCACUGCAGGUGGGGCGUGAGUUGGGCCCGGCGUUAGGCAGAGGGGUUGAUGAUUCCGACGCGGACGCGUUUUUUUUUGAAAGCGAACUCAUGUCUGUUGUGCCGUUGGGAAGUGUUUUUAUGGCGGUUGGGCGCAACCCGGACAAAGGCUCGGAAGACGAUAUGAGAGGGGCUGGAGAUGAGGGAAAAGGCGCUGGGCAUAAACGUUCACGUCAUGAGAGUGAGAUGAUGACGUUGGCGAAUUCGUUUUUGGAGCGUCCUGCGAAGGAUGAAAUGACAGCCCUCGUUCCACCGCCACUGCCAUCAUCGUUGGCGACGUCAUCCACUGCAGCACGAGCUUCCAAAACUGGGCCUUCUGCUGCUGCUGCCGCUGCGACUGAGGGAUGUUCGUUUGUGAUGAAGCCGCUGGUGAAGGUUGAGGCGAUGGUGUACCCCUCAGGACGUGUGUUCACGACGACAGACUCCGUUGAGGGUUUGUUCUUCUUUGUGGAGGAGGUGCUCCUACCGCUAAUGCAGAGGCAGCGAGGGACGUAA